Molecule: messenger RNA, 774 nt
Organism: Xylaria bambusicola
Lineage: Eukaryota; Fungi; Ascomycota; Sordariomycetes; Xylariales; Xylariaceae
Exons: 2
Coding region: 1-774 (257 amino acids)
Source: RefSeq, a predicted model, not a curated record
AUGCAGUUCGCCUUGCACUUCGGCCGUACGAAGGACCAUUACAGGCUGUUCAUGACCUUCCAAGACAUGCAGGCAAUAUUGGGCAAUAUUGGAAAAAUCCUCAGUUCCAAGCCCAGUUCAUCUGCCCUUGUUAUAGAUGCCACCCAAAGUCCCUUCGACGAGCCCAGCUCCUCUAUAACUAGCUCGUCUUCCGCGAUUAAACCGCGAUCGGUUACGUUAAAUGUAUGGCAGUAUGGCCAUACGAAGGUCGUUGGUGGUAUUAUUAAGCACCAUGGUAAGAAUGCUAUAUGGGCGUAUGAUGACUGCAACAAGGAGUUGUCAAAUACUGGCGCCGCGAAGCAACAUCUAUGGUAUGUCCAUAAGAUUUCUGUUGACGAAUACACUGGCGAGGCAUUACAACUUGCCAAAAAGAGAAAGAGGGUGCGUAUGGAGGAUCCAGGAUCAAUAGAGGCUAGAUUUGCGAGGUCUGAAUCUAUUUUAUGCGAAUUUCGCGCACGGCAGAACAACCAGUUUCUACACGACGUCAUCAAUCAACAGGGGCUUCAUGAUCGAAUUGUCGGACUUGUUACUAUGCGUAACCUGCCUCAUCAGGCGGUAGAAUGGCCGGAACUUAAAGAUCUACUACUCUGUAUCAAUCCCAUGGUUGAAGACAAAUGGGUCAAGUCACGCGCAACCACGCCAAAACUUAUCUCGGAAGCUUAUCGUUUCCAUAAGCAAAAACUGAAAAUUCUCUUACAGUCGUCAGAAACCAGAGUCCAUUUUGCUUUUAAGUGA